Epinephelus moara (kelp grouper) is the source of this 3559-nucleotide messenger RNA. Its product is annotated as E3 SUMO-protein ligase ZBED1-like. The transcript is spliced from 2 exons. The coding region runs from base 2376 to 3302 and encodes 308 amino acids. The record is from RefSeq and is a predicted model, not a curated record. NCBI's taxonomy places the organism in Eukaryota, Metazoa, Chordata, Actinopteri, Perciformes, Serranidae. Gene Ontology annotation, molecular function: protein dimerization activity.
CUCGGGCGUACUAUACGCGCAGCGGACUCCGCGAGGAAUGUCCGCAGUCAUUCGGGCUUCCAUAGUCGAGCGCACUUCCGCGCUGUAGUUUCCUGUAAAAAUGUCCGAGAAAAAUCCCAGCGAUGUGAAAAAUACAUGCCUAGCAGUCUUUUGUGUGACACUGGUGCACGGAGCGGAGUCCGUGUGGUCGUAAAAUCUGAGCUUUGCGCGCACAGGGCUUGCGGACGUCUGCUUUUAGUCCGGGCGGACCUCCGCGGAGUCCGCUCUGCGUACGUUCCAGGCUGUAAAAUGACGUUAGCGGUCUGGUCGGUCUCAAAAAAAAAAACCCCGGUCCAAGACGGAGUACCGAACCUAACUGGUAUUACCGAGAACCGACCCAACCCUAGCGCAAUGGCUGCACACUGAGAUAAAUUGAGUUCAACUUCUGGAACACAGCAGUGCGCAUCGCAUGUCAUAUGACAAGGAUCAACCAAUCCCAGUCAGCAGAUAUCUUUCCCAUCAUCCGUAAAUAUCAGUCUCUGAUAAAUAUGGAGAAGAAGCUGAUCAUUUUAGUGCAGGGCUGCCAGAGCUUUACAUCUGUCCCACGGACAAUAGGCCUACACACAAACAGUGCCUGGAAGAUCAGCUCUGCACUCAGGAUUUCCAGUAAAUAGGCCAUUAUAUGGUGCUUGUUGAGGUUGCUUAGCAUACUCAGAUGCAACCUGACGCCACGCACUUGAAAACUGGCACAGAAAAGGCACAAGAGUUGCACCUAGCACUUGACCUUGCCUUUUCCAGGUGGUUAAAGACACAACAUAUGUAAAAAGAUAUGAAGAUUCUCUUCACUGGUCUACAUCGUAAAAAAAGUACAAUAUUUUAAAAAUGACAAAUAGUCAUAGUCAUAUACUCUAAUAAUAAAUGGCUACAGAUUUGGAUGGAUGAUGAAUGUUAUUGGGUUCGAAUGGACUAAUAUUUGGGUAGAGGACAUUUGACGAAGUCACCUUAGGCUAUAGGACACUGUGAUGGGCAUUUUUUGCUGUUGUAUGUGUUAGGGCUGAACGAUUAAUUGCAUUUGCGAUAAUAUCGCGAUAUGACAAAACGAGAUUUUCUAACCGCAAAGGCUGCGAUUUGACUGGUCACGUGAUCUGGUCACAUGACUUGCGAGUGAGCCAAGCGGAGCAAAGCAGAGCAGGCAGGGAGAGAAGUCAACGCUGCGCUUUAACCUGCUGCACAAUGGCCUCAGGCUUGUCAGAAGAGCGCACAGCUAAAAGUUUGGUACCAAAGAGGGGCGGCACGUCAGUUGUGUGGAAUUAUUUUGGCUAUAAAAAAGAAGAUGCUGCGCAACGUCAGGUAUUGUGCAGAACGUGCCUCGCUACUGUUGCUACCUCACAAGGUAACACUAUGAACCUUUAUCAAUACUUAAAAAAAACCCACAAAGCCAUGUACGAUAGUUGCAUGGCUAGAAUGCCAACGACCAGUGCUACAACUUCAAGUAAGCAAAGUACCAGCCGACAGGGAUCACUGACCGAACUGUUUGAAAGUAUUACUCCUUAUGAACAGAAUUCGAAACGGCACGCGGAAAUAACUCAGGCAAUAACGGAGUUCAUAGCGAAAGACAUGAUGCCCAUUAGUGUAGUGACCAAUCCUGGGUUUACGGCUUUGGUAAACACAAUGGAUAAGCGGUACAGAAUGCCCUCACGCACACAUUUUAGCCAGGUUGCCAUACCUGAGCUAUACAAAAAAUGCAGACAGAGAGUUGCAGCGGAGCUGAAAACAGUGGAGUUUUUUGCAACAACAACUGAUCUGUGGUCGAGCCGUACGUCGGAGCCAUACCAGAGUCUAACGGUGCAUUACAUUGACGAAGACUUAAAUCUCAAAGCUCGCUGCCUUCAAGCAUCCUACUUCCCGGACGACCACACGGGGGAAAACACUGCAGCCGCCCUGAGAGAGGGGCUUGCCAGCUGGGAUCUACAGGAAGAAAACCACAUCUGUAUAACGACGGACAACGCAUCGAAUAUGGUGAUGGCAGCACAGAUAAAUGAAUGGACCAGACUGCAGUGUUUUGGGCACCGAUUACAUCUUGCCAUCGGUACGUAAAUUAGUAUCAUGACGUAUGUCGGCAUGUGUGUGCGUGAUUGUGUGAGCAGAGAGAGACAGUGUGUGUGUGUGUGUGUGUGUGUGUGAAUGUAAGAGGUGGAGGGAGAGAAUGUGAAUGUGUGUAUUUAUUCCAAAGUUGAUAACCUUAAUCACACAAAUCAAAUUGUAUAAAUUACACUGUUCUUAUAUUAUUUUGUAUUACAGGACAUGCACUCAAAGAUGACAGAGUGUCAAGAGCAAUAGGGCUGUGCAAGAAGGUGGUGGGGCACUUCUCUCACAGUUGGAAGAAGAAGGCAGCAAUGACUGAAGCACAGAGGGAGCUCAAACUUCCUGAGCACAGCCUCAUCACUGAAUGCCCAACAAGAUGGGGAUCCAAAGAAAUGAUGAUUGCCAGGGUGCUAGAGCAGCUCAAAGCCAUUUCUCAGGUAUUGUCAGGUGACCGAUAUGCACGCUCCCUCAUCCCAUCCUGGCAGGAUGUUCAGGUGUUGGAGUCUAUUCACAAUGCACUGCAUCCUCUCCUGGACUUUACAGAUGCUCUCUCUGGAGAGGAGUAUGUGAGCAUCUCCUACCUCAAACCAGUUCUUCACCUUCUGGCCACAUCAGUCCUGGCUGAAGAUCAAGAGGACACUGACCUGACUAGGUCAAUCAAAACCAAGGUCCUGGCAUACCUCAAUGAUAAGUACAGUGACCCCAGCAUCCAAGAGCUUUUGGAUGUUGCAUCCUUCCUGGACCCCAGGUUCAAAACCCAAUACAUCACCGCAGACAACAUUCCUACCAUUAAGACCCGACUCAAGACUGAAAUGCUGGAAUCAGCAAGGCGUGCAUAUAGCCAGGAGAAGAGGUCUCGUACUGAAACCACUCCGAGGCCUCAAGGUGCACAGCCCUCUGGCGAAGAGGUAAAGAAGUCUCUUGGCAGCUUCUUCAAGACUGCUGUGGCCUCUUCUGCUUCUCCCAUGCAACUUGAAGAUGUCACUGAGGCAGAGUUAAACAUUUACCUCAUGACCCCUGCCAUUGAUGGAGAAGAUGACCCCUUAGCCUGGUGGAAGGUGCACAAGAUCAACUUUCCACGACUGUGCAAUAUGGCCCGCAAGUAUCUCUGUGUCCCUGCGACAAGUGCUCCUUCAGAGCGUCUUUUCAGCGCUGGAGGGAAUAUAGUGACUUGCACUCGCUCGUCUUUAAAACCAGCGAAAGUUGACAUGCUGGUUUUCCUUGCAAAAAAUCUGUGAGCUCCUGAGAACUACACAGAAGAAUCUUUCUGGCUGACAGUGCCAUACUCAUUUUGCACUUUAGUAUGUUGUGUGCUGCUGUUACUGAGUGAAUAUCAUAUUUCCAUUAGUGUUCAAAAAGUUUUUUUCCCCUUCUUUUAAUAAGAACAUUCACUAGUUUAUCUUGUGUUCAUUGGGAGUUUGAUAUACCUAAAAAAUGUCCAAUUGGUUAAAGCAGAUAUUUGUUCUCCUUACUUUUCCUGCACUUUAGUAUGUGC